GGCCCGUUUACACGUUGGUUUACGGUAAACGCUGGGCGCUGCGUGCACGAGCUGCCCGUGAAGCCUGUUGGGAGGAUGCCCCGCUGCUGAGUGAGCGCUCUCUGAACGGCUCCUACGUGCCUCCUAAGUGACUCCGCGGGGCGAACCGAGCAGCGCGACCCGCCCUGCGUGCACCGGAGCAGCGCGAUGUGUCCGCUAGCUUAGCCGUGCUACGUUAGCCUCGUGUUUCACGAGGACAGCGGUGACGCGUUAGCUUAGUUAACAGGCUAACAGCGCAGCUAACGCCCGGACGAACUUCAGACGGACCGCCCGUGAAGUCGGCGUGACUUGACGAAACGAUCGUUUCUCAUAAACUAUGUUUACAGUUCUCCCGGAUCACACACGUGGGCUGAAACGUGUACCUUGAGGCGGCCACAAGGGGGCGGGAGGGAGCACGUGGGCCCGUCACUCAACCCCCGCGAGGCGCUGGACCAGGAGCUUGAGAUAUUCAUCGAUGCUACGGGUCCUCCCCGCGAUCUGCAGUCACAAUGAUCACUCCUGCGUUCGACCUGAGCCAGGAGCCGGAGUUCCUGAUCCUCAGCAUCCGUGUGCCCUACACCAGAACAUCAGAGUUUGACCUCUACAUCGACGGAACCGAUUUAAAGUUCUUCGCCAAGCCCUACUUUCUCAGAUUGUCUCUUCCUGGCAGAAUAGUGGAAGAUGGGAGAGAAAAGGCCAAGUUUGACAUUGAUGCUGGUCUUGUCACGCUGCGGGUGCCAAAGGAAACAGCUGGAGAGCACUUUGAAGGGCUCCAGAUGCUGACGAGCCUCCUCGCCCCCAAAGGCGCCCGCUCAGCAAAACCACUGAUCGAGGACCUGAGCCCGGGUGAGUCACGUCCACGCCUCCCUCCGACCGGAGUCCCACUCAAACUGACCGCGGCUGCUCUGCCCUCCACAGAAGGCGCUGAGGAUGACGAUGAGGAAGACUUUGACUGGCAGAUGGAGCAGGAGGUGUACAAGGAGACCUCCGAGGAGGAGCUGGGGGCUCUGCAGAAGUAUGGCUUUGGCAACCAGAGGUGUGGAGUGUUUGCCAGAUUACAGGAGGAGCUGAGUGACGUCAUCGACUUGAAGAACCCAGAGGGAGCGACGGCAGACGAGAGGAGGCGGGGGCGGCUCGACGCAGAGGCGUCCGCCUUCUCCCCUGACCAUUACCUGGCUGAUUUGUUUGAGGAUGCUGAGAUAAAGGAGCUGCUGAAGUUCAGGCCCUGGUGGGAAAAGCUGACGGAGCAGGAGGGGCAAGCGGCCGUGUCUUUCACCGACGACGAGAAGGAGCAGCUGAGGAAGUUCACCAACCGCUCGUACCUGCUGGACAAGGCGUCCCUUCACCAAGCGUGGCUCGGCCUCGUGGACAUCCUGCUGGCCUACUGCUACGAAGCUCGCUCCACGGAGGGAGAGCACAACGUUGAGUCCCCGUGGACCAUCAGAAAACUCAGUGGGACUCUGUGCUGGCUGGAGACUUACAGCUCGCUGCACGACGUCCUGCUGUCGUUUGGACGGAGGGUCCUGUGCUACCCGCUCUACAGACACUUCGCAAUGGCCUCCGCAGCCGUCCGUGACGCAACUAAGAUUUUGCAGACAGGGAAGGCCUGCGUCCUCCGAGGCCUGCUGGAUAUUCACAGAGUGUUCCGGGAGAACGAUCCAGCCUACAUCCUGAAUGAUCUGUACAUCACAGACUACUGCGUCUGGAUCCAGAGGGUCAAGUCCAAGAAGAUGUCGGCCUUGGCCGAGACGUUGCAAAAAGCCUCCCUGCAGAAAAAGGAUUUGGGGCUGGAACUGGAUGAGCUCGAGGAGGCAGCAGCAAUGGUGGCCGAGGAAGAUGAGGAUGACGACGAUGAUGAUGAAGAAGAUGGGGUAGCUUCCGACUGCGCUCUGAUAUCCGGCAGUGACAGCAGCAGCAGCAGCAGUGACUCGUCCGACGAGAGCGAGGAGUCUGAAGGGCAGAGCUGCACCGAGUCCAACGAGGGAGGAGGGGGAGGAGCAGAAGGAGGGGGAGCGUCUAAGGACAACCCUCCGCAGCCCCAACCCAUCUCUGCUGCUUCCCCCGUCCCCCGAGCACCCACGGGCCCACUCCUCCCCGCCUCGCAGGUUUCCAGCCUGCUGAUCCAGGAGCUGGGGGAGCGGGUGGAGGAGGAGCUGAGAAUCUCCCCAGGAGCGGACAGGCCGUCGGGGAGCGGGAGCAUCGGGGGGACUUUGUUGGAGCCGAGCCCCCGCAGAAACCCCCUGCUCAUCGUCACGACGCCGCAGGAGGGCGAGGACGGCGCUGUGGGUCCCUAGCGAGCGCUCGAGGACCUUAUUAUCUAUAAAGAAGGAUACUUCCUUAGUGUCCAGAGCCAUCUUCUGCCUCAUGUGUUAUCUGACUGAAAGCUACAUCCUCUGCAAACGUUUCACUUGGUAUGAUUUAUUUUGUCUUUUUAAUUAUGGAAAGUAAUUCCACAGAGUUCGUGAACCGGACCCACUGCUUGCCCAGGACUUCUCUUCUACCCGUGUCUAUUGCCAUGGUAACAAACUGUGUGUAAAUGCAUGUUGGGCUUGACUAAUCGGAACAGGAGGGUUGUUCCAAGCGUAGUGAUUGACAGGCCAUGUGCUCUGUUACUUUUAGGGCGCUUUCUUUUCCCAAUAAAUAAACGCUGUGCCGCUGUCUCAGA
Molecule: messenger RNA, 2683 nt
Organism: Pungitius pungitius (ninespine stickleback)
Lineage: Eukaryota; Metazoa; Chordata; Actinopteri; Perciformes; Gasterosteidae
Gene: shq1
Product: SHQ1, H/ACA ribonucleoprotein assembly factor
Exons: 11
Coding region: 528-2312 (594 amino acids)
Biological process (GO): box H/ACA snoRNP assembly
Cellular component (GO): nucleoplasm; cytoplasm
Source: RefSeq, a predicted model, not a curated record